Molecule: messenger RNA, 2031 nt
Organism: Durotheca rogersii
Lineage: Eukaryota; Fungi; Ascomycota; Sordariomycetes; Xylariales; Xylariaceae
Exons: 4
Coding region: 1-2031 (676 amino acids)
Source: RefSeq, a predicted model, not a curated record
AUGCCGACCGCAAGCAACGGGAACUCGAACGGCGUCGACCCCGCGUCGACGCCGCUCUGCAACAUCGUGACCCCGGUGGGCAUGCUCGGGUACGGCCUCGACGAGGGCGAGGUAGCGGCCGCGCUGAGCCGCUUCGUCGCGACAGGCGUCCCGACGGCCAUGAUUCUCGACUCGGGCUCGACUGACAGCGGGCCAGACCGCCUCGCCUUGGGCGUGAUGGGCAACCCGCGGACGUCCUACUACCGCGACCUCAAGAAGCUGCUCGGGCUCGCUCACGCCUACCACGUCCCACUGAUCUUCAGCUCUGCUGGAGGUGACGGCACCGAUGACCACGUCCGCGAGAUGCUGGGCAUCAUUGAGGAAAUCACCGCUGAGAAGGGCAAUGAGCAGUACUCGUUCAAGACGAUCGCAAUCUUCUCUGGCAUGCAGAAGACUCUCGUCAAGGAGCGCCUCCGAGCCGGGCUCGUAAGCGGGUGCGGGCCGUGCGUGCCGCUGCUGACGGAAGAAGACAUCGAGGCGUCGCCGCGAAUCGUGGCGCAGAUGGGGCCGGAGCCCUUCAUCGACGCGAUGAAGGCAAGCCCGGACUUCGACGUGGUGGUCGGGGGGCGGGCAUACGACCCGGCGCCGUACGUGGCGUACCCAGCGUUCCUGGCGGGGCUCGGCGGGUCGCAAUGGGCGGAGGCGGAGGCGCGGCGCCGCUGGGGCGGCUUCACGCACAUGGGCAAGAUCCUCGAGUGCGGCGGCACCUGCGCUGAGCCCAAGUCGCACGGCGCCGUCGCCACCGUCUUCCGCGACGGCAGCUUCGCCAUCGCGCCCCUGACCCCGGCCGCCCGCUGCACCCCCGUCUCCGUCGCCGCCCACGCCAUGUACGAGAACACCCGCCCCGACAUCCUCUACGGCCCCGGCGGGCACCUCGACCUCACCCAGGUCACGUACGAGCAGCUUGCCGACCAGCGCACCGUCAGGGUGCGCGGGAGCGCGUUCCACUUCCGCAAGCAGGACGGCCUGCCGUACCAGGUGAAGCUCGAGGCGGGUUGCGUCAUCGGCUACCGGUCCCUGUUCAUCGGCAGCAUCCGCGAUCCCAUCCUGAUCAACCAGAUCGACUCGCUGUCCGCCAAGGUGCAGGCCUACGUCGCGGGCCAGCACAGCCACCUGCCCGGCAAAUUCGAGCUCGACUUCCACUUCUACGGGCGGCCCGCGCCUGGCGCGGAGAGCUCCGAGGUCUUCCUCGUCGGCGAGGCGCUCGCGUCCUCGCAGGAGCUGGCGACCAGCGUGGCGUACACGGCGAGAAUCGGUAUUAUUCACGGGAGCUAUCCGGGCCAGAAGGCGACGUCGGGCAACUUCGCGUUCGGCAUCGGCGGCAAGCCCGUCAUCGACCUCGGCCCCUGCUCCAAGUUCUCCUUGUACCAUCUGAUGGAGCUCCGGGGCGGCGAGGAGCGCUUGUUCCUGGACGCUGCAAAUGGCAGCGCCGACGGGGACGGCGUCGGCAAGCCCCGCGCUCCGCUCUUCACCCAGACCGUCGCGGUCGUGGGCAAGGGGGACCGCGCCGCGCUCAGAGCCCCCGUCCCAGCACCGGACGCGCAGGCGGACGCGCGCAACGAUAGCAGCGCCGCGACCCCGACCGCGACAGCGGCGAACGGGACGGCGGGCGGGAAGGAGGCCGCAGCAGCGGCGUCGCCGCCGCGCACGCUGGGCGACCUGGCGAAGGUGGUGCGGUCGAAGAACGCGGGGCCGUUCGAGAUCACGUUCGACCUGAUCUUCGGGUCGGCGGCGGCGUACGAGCGGGUGAAGGCGUCGGGGCUGCUGUCGGCGGCGGCGGUGGCGCGCGCGUACGGGCUGGCGGAGCGCGACGUGGUCUGGUGCGGCUUCUACGACCCGGCGCGCGCCUUCAAGGCGACGGUGCCGCGGCUCCGCGCCGGCCGCCCCGUCCCCGCCGGCGGCUUCAUGGAGGACGACGUCCACGGCUCCCAGCGCCACGUCCCCCUCGUGCGCAUGCCCCUGCCCGACGAGCUGGUGGCGGCGCUCGCGUAG